AUGCCUCCGAAUAUAUCUUCACCUACUCUAGCUACCCCCCGACCUAGUUCCUUGAGCUUGAAAGCCCCCGCUGUUGAUCAAAUCCAACAAGACUCGAACUCGAUGAAAAUGGGAUUAGAGAAAUCCCAAGUAGAACAGCAACAGAGGGAGAACCAAGUCCGCCAGGAUGAACAGGAUGGCCUGAUAAAUGGGAUUGAUGGCCGUAUCACACCUACAGCAGAUAGUCAUAGUAAUCCAAGCUUAGCUUCUUCAACCAGUUCAAACUUACCUUCUCCGAAUCCAACUACCAUAUCUUUACUUAGUCAAAGUACCAAUCUGUCAAACUCAAAUACGAAUACGAGUUCAACGAAUCCACCUACUUUCACAGCCAAUAUUUCUCAUCCAGCUGAAUUCGGUUUAGGUACAUUACAAGUUGAAGAUCAAAUGAAAUUGGCUUUACAAUCAAAAGAUAGAAUAUUCUUAUUAGUUUUAUCUAAGGAAUUUGAAUCUUUCAUUAAUAAGUUAUCUUCUGGUCAAAUCACCUCACAAUCAGAUAUAAAUAUAAAUACAAAUGGAAAUGGUGAUUCCAAUUCGACCAAUCAAGUUCAAACGCCAACCACGUCAACUUCGAUCAUGGCUGCACUAGGUCCAAGUAUAUCAAUAGGCGUUACACCUACAAGUAAAUUUCAAAGAAUGUUGGUAUAUAAAACUGCAGAAUGGUAUGGAUUGAAAGCUGUUCCAGCUCAAGAAGGUGGAAUGAUCGUUGGUGUUCUUGGAACUCUCAACGAAAAGAGUACCCACUUGAAGUUAUCCGAACUUGUUCCUGCUGCACCUUCUACAACGCAGAAAUUCCGAAUAAUGCAGAGAGCACCGCCGAGUGAUGCGUCAGGAAGCUCUUCUCCUUCUUCGACGGAUCGUGCGCCUAAAUGGAAGACUUUGGAAGAGAGAGAAGCUGCAUAUGCCGCUGCAAGAGAGAAGAUCUAUGGCAAGUCAUUAGAAGCAGGUGAAUCGAUUAACGGAAACAUUGACAACCCACCGAACCCUCCUUCAAAUUUGGAUGAAGAGGAAAUAGAUCCUGUACCAAGACAGUUGUACACCGGUGGUGGUACACAAUUCGAGGUCGUGUAUCCUUCUCUCUAUCACCCACCAAAGCCUGAACCUCAUGUUCCACCACCGAACCCAAAUAUAACUCCUAAUCCUUCAAUCCAGUACCAAAAUCAAUCGGUUAAUGGUCACGGUUAUCAGUCAACUUACGCUCAGUAUCCACAACAAGUCGAUAUGAACGGUUAUCCCAUCAUAACUUCACAAGCGUACGCAUCACACCAGAUGCCUCCUCCUCAACAACAACAACAGCAGCAACAAUCAUACGGAGUUAUGGCACAAGGAUAUAUGGACAAUGGUAGUGGACAAGGGGUUUAUACGAUAUCUCCUCAACAGAAUGGAUAUGCUCCUUCAGUAUGGCAACAGCCGCCUCAACAAAAUGGUGGCUAUAUAGGACAGGUUUUACCACCUAAUCAACAGCAAUACACGAUGAUACCACCGCAGCAGAAUGGGAUGAACAUACAACAAGGAUGGCAAUAUCCUGCACAGAUGAUGAGUCAACAACAACAGCAACUCCAACUCCAACAACAGCAUAGAAUACAGCAACAACCAAUGCCAAUGAUACCUCAAGGUAUGCAGUACAAUCCAUCAUACGGCUACCCUUCGCAGCCUCCUUCUCAACAAGCACAACCAGUACCUCCUUAUCGGCAAGCAAGCUAUCCUCCAUUAGCUCAACCUACACCUAUGAGACCAACUAUGCAACCUCAUAGCUCAGCGUCAAGUAGUAUAUCUUCUAGAUCUUAUCAAGAUGGUUCCAGACCGCAUUCGAGAGGUUCCACAACUAGUACAAGAUCAGCAGCCAGUAGUGUGCGUCUAGGGGCGAUGUAUCCCGCUAGUCAAGGUCCGGGAUAUAGACAGAAAGCUAUGAAAGGCCAGGGAAUGAAUGGAUUGACAAGUCUAGGCUUAGGUACGGAGAAUAGUGCUAAAAGAAAUACAAGAGGUCAGAGUCCUUCAUCAACAACAACAACAUCAUCAAGGUCGUCAAGAAGAACAAGUUCCAUCCAGCUUGCCCCACCUUCAUCAAAUCAACACCAACUACCACAAAGACCAGAUUGGGCAGCAAACAACGUACCGUAUCAUCCCUCACCUUUACCUAUACCAGGAUUGAACGGUAAUUCCAAUGCAAAUGCACCAAGCGCAGUUGAAUUUCCACCUUUACUAAGGCAAGGUCAAGGAACCAAUGCUGAACCAAUGCAAGUCGAAAGGGUCAAGAUGAAACCAUCAGUUUGGAAUGGAACGGGCGUAAGGACAAUACAACACAAUACUUCCUCUUCGAUAUCAUCAUCAUCAAAUGGUCAUGUAAAUGGUGGCGAGACUAAGGAUAUCACUAUCUUACCUUCGAGAACACGUACACCCGGCUCAGCCUCGGGAUCGGGAUCAGGGCAUAAUCCUGUAAAUCAGAUACAGUCACAGUCACAGUCACAAUCACAAGAUACAAUAGAUCCUGAUUUCCCAAGAAGGGUACCAACGAAAUCACAACCUACACUCUUCGAUCCUUCAACCUCUACAUCACGACAACCUCUAUCAAACUCAAGACCUUCUUCAGUCAAUACCAAUAAAUCCAGUCGACCACAAUCCGCAUUGACAAGCACGAAUACAACAUUAUCACCAGAAGAGAUCAUCGAAGCCAAAUUGGCUCAAGUCAGCAUAAAUAAUGGUGUACCUAUAGGCGCACCUGCUUCGUCAUCCAUUUCUUCUGGUGGUAGAGGAGGAAACGUAGAGAAAAGUUAUGCUAAAGUGGUAAGAAGAAUUUGA
Messenger RNA from Kwoniella shivajii, 2835 nucleotides. RefSeq lists its product as uncharacterized. The record is from RefSeq and is a predicted model, not a curated record. Gene Ontology annotation, molecular function: nucleic acid binding. NCBI's taxonomy places the organism in Eukaryota, Fungi, Basidiomycota, Tremellomycetes, Tremellales, Cryptococcaceae. Bases 1 to 2835 code for a protein of 944 amino acids. The transcript is spliced from 4 exons.